Hirsutella rhossiliensis is the source of this 1755-nucleotide messenger RNA. RefSeq names its product f-box-like domain-containing protein. Lineage: Eukaryota; Fungi; Ascomycota; Sordariomycetes; Hypocreales; Ophiocordycipitaceae. Bases 1 to 1755 code for a protein of 584 amino acids. Gene Ontology annotation, molecular function: protein binding. The record is from RefSeq and is a predicted model, not a curated record. The transcript has a single exon.
AUGGCCCUCAAACGACGCAUCUCUCGCCGUCAAGCAGCCGACGACGACGACGACGGCGAAGGCGACGGCGUGGAUGGCCGUUUGUUGCCCGCCAAGCGUCACCGUCUCGCGUCCCACGACCUCAUUUCUACCCUCUCCGACGAACUGCUCGUCCGCAUCCUGGCCUUCCUGGACGAGCGCGUCCUGCUCGCCAUUUCUCCCGUCUCCAGACGCUUCCAUCGCAUCACCUCGGACUCGCAGCUCUGGCGGCCCCACUACUAUCGUCGCUUCAUCCUCCCCCGCGCCCACCGCAUCCCCGGAUUCCGCGCUGGGGCCACUGCCGCCUCCACCUCCCGCCAACCCUCCAUCCCGGCCGACCCCGAAUGGGAACGUCGCCGCCGAGGCUUCAUCGACGCCGCCGCCGCCGCCGACUCGUCGGCCGCCCUUGUCCAUCAAGUGGACUGGAAGAAGCAGUACAAGCUGCGCCACAACUGGGCCCGCGGCAGAUGCGCCGUCGAUCAAGUCCCUGUCCACGGCGUCGACCGAAGCCCGCCUCCCGAGUGGCAGACCCUCGUCAAGGUCGUCGAGGGACUCGCCGUCACGGCCGAUGGCCAGACCGGCCUGCGGGCAUGGGACCUCAAGACGCGCAAGCUCAUUGCCCAGACAAGUCUCGUGGCCGCCGGCGACGUGCUCGUGUCGCCCACCUGUCUAGCCGUCGAUGACCAGCGGCUGGCUGCAGGCGUGCUGGACAUGUCGGCCGGCUUUCACGACGGCACCUUUGGCGUGUGGAGGCUCGACGUUGAGCAGAGCAGACUGACGCUGUUGUUCCGGCAGACCAAGAGCUACCUGGGGCACCUUGUGGCGAUAGCUUACCGCCACCCGUACGUCUUGACGGCCACGAGCCUAGGAUUCAUUUCGCUCUACACCUUUGACUUUUCCGACGACGACGACAAACACUGCUCCGACCCCGAUGCGACGUCCGCCGAGUCGAUGCGGUCCAGAGGCAUGGCCGCAGAAAAGAGUACCGGCGACGCACUUCUCCCCGCGCCGCACCAGCUGACCUCGCUCAAGUCGCACAGCACGCGGCUCCCGCUUGCCCUGUCCCUGCGCAAGACGGCCACUUCGGUGGUGGCCUCGAUUGUCUACACGUUUGACGGCGUUGGCGGCUGGGCCAUUGGCAUUCAAGACUUGGACAUUCGCCAGCCAGCGGGACCAUCAAGACCUGACGUGGUUAACUCGAGGGUCGCCUACACGCUCCCGACGCAGACGCGCAAGUCUGCGACACCCUCGGCCGAGUCGACGCCCGCACGCUCACCCGGCCAAGUCUUGGACUCGGGCGAAAACGGACCCAUCCGGCUCUGCUACAGCCACCCCUACCUGCUAGCCACGCUGCCCGACAACUGCAUGGUGCUGCAUCUCUGCACCUCGACGGCCACCUCGCUCACCAUCUCGCCCGGGAUCCGCCUCUGGGGCCACACGUCGGGCAUCUCGGACGCAGAAAUCACCCCCCGCGGAAAGGCCGUCAGCGUCAGUACCCGCGGCGAUGAGAUCCGCCUCUGGGAGCUCGAGGGCCGCGUCGGCGGGAGCAGCGUCGAGGUCCGGCCCCGGCCCCCGACCGAUGGCGCAGGCGACGCAGUCGACAAGAACUUGUGGUUUCCGGACAAUACUAACGUGACGGACAGGAAGAACUGGGUCGGGUUUGAUAACGAAAUGGUCGUUGUUCUCAAAGAGGCCGAGGACGGCAGAGAGAGCUUGGUCGUUUACGACUUUACCUGA